GUAGAUUAGUGCUGAUGCAUUGUGGGUAUGGACGCGAAAUUUGAAUGGCUCCGAAAGAAAACAAACAUUUCUCGAAAGAAAACCGCGGACUUCCAGAAUGAAUUUAUACGCACGGAGGAGUACCAGCCAACGGAGGAGUACCAGCCAAUGAAGUCCAAUGACCCAGAAGCCUUCUCCGAACAGGAGGUGCGCAAGAUGAAGAAACUUACCAAGCGCCGCACCCUCCUUUUCAUUCCCAGCUUCCGCAAGAAGAACAUCAAGUUGUUCCGAGAAGACAGCACUCCUCUAACUCCUGGCGAUGUUCCUAAAGACACUGACUCAGGCCGUGACAGCGAUUCGCUGAUCAGCGGUGAUUCCAAGGGAGACAAUCUAUCCAUUCGUAGCAGCCUGAGUUCUCUGGACAGUGGACUAGGCUCCACCACCACCUCAUCAUCCAGUCUCAUGUCUCGAGUAGUGUCGGACAUUCCAGACGUUAUCCGGGAGGAGUCCCGGGGUCGUGCCCCGAUAGCUUCCCCGGAGGAUGACUCACUGUUGGAGGAUCCAGGUGGCAAUGCAGACGAUAAUGCGGCUUCUGCUGAUGUGGAAAGUGAGAACUCCAGACAGGACAAUUCAGCGUCCUCCUUCCACACACUUAGUGAUUCCUGCAGUUGUGAUUCCUGUAAUGGUUCUUCCAGUGAUUCUGAGCUGGAAGAUCGUGUGCAAGCAAAUUAUUCCUCUGGUUCGGAUUCAGACUUGGAAUCAACAUCCAGGACAAUUACUCCAACAUCCCAACGCAGUACCUCCACAGACUCCGACAGUGAUCUUGAUGAGUGCUCUAGUUUCUUUACCCAGGACAAGUGCUUUCUUCCUGCUGCUUCUCUAAAGUCCAGGAAUCCAAUUGUAUAUACAAAUUCUGUAAAUAAGGGAAACCGCAUCAAGACCAAUGGGAGUGUCAUCAGGAAAACGCCUCAUCGCCAGCUUGUCACUCCUUUGCCGACCUAUGCCAGGAGCCAUGGCCAACCAAAUUCCACAGUUAAAGUGGGAUCAUCUAACUUUUCUUCAAACCGUGAUGGUGCUUUCAAAUCUUUCCACACCGGUAGUGAUUCCAUGGACUCUCUGAAUUCCAGUAGGAGUACUGCAUCAAAUGAUUCUCUUCCAAGGAACAGAAUCUCAUACUGCGAGCCAGAUGUCGUUCCAAAGCCUGUUCCCAAACUCCGCAGGAGUGAGAGUGAAAGACAGAGCAGGUCCAAACUUCGCAGUCCCAUCCUUCAAGUCCGAAACCGGAGUCUGAAUCGAGAAGUCCUGGAGAAUGCCGCAGCCCGUAUGAUUCCAGAUCUCCCUUCAGAUUCUUCUAAGUCACCGGCCGAUGUCCAGCUGUCCAUGCAGAACACAGCUUACUGGGUUAGCAACAAUCGGUACAACAGUGAUCCAGACGACUGUGCUCCUCUCCUGAAGGACAAGCCUGAAGUCAGUAAACAGGCACUGUGCCAGGAGAUCAUCGGGAUCUACUUUGGUGAGGAGGAUAGUGACAGUUCCCUCUCCUCCUCCUGCCUCGACAACUCCUUUGAAGGUCAUGAUUCCUCUUCAUCAUCAUCCUCUGGUGACUCGACUUGCCUUCCUCAUACCCUGGAAACCAACUUGGAUGACUUUUCAACAGCUGUAUACAUCCCUGCCAAGGCUUCGGAGGCCCAUACCCGCAAAAUAACAAGUGCCAAAGUGAGCAAGACAAAAACUGUGAUGCCCCGAGCUGAGCGUCGUAAAGCGGCCAACCAUGGUGGAGUCAAGAUAUGCUGUGAGGACAGACCAGUCCCAAAACUGAGCGAACAAGAGGUGGAUACUAUAACAAAGCUACACACUAUCUGUAAUGGUCAGCGAAUCGUCCAGUACCUCAACAUGUCCGAAUCACCCAUGGUUCACUUUCCUCCUCCAAAGCAUGCUAGUCGUAUCAUCUGGAAUCCCGAGCUGGAGGAUGACACUCUUAAUCACCACUCCCCCAGAAACACGCCCAUCAAGCCCCGCUCAGUCCUCAGACAGAGACCGGAAGAAUUUACCUUCCCUUUCGUAGAAGACAAACCCUCCCCUAUCGUCAUUACCAGGGUCAGAAGAAGCAAAUCCAUGUCCCGAGCAUCACGGGAGUGGCCGUGGUAGAGAGCUGAUAUGAGGGGCUAUGGUAGAGACAUCAAGGAAAGAUAACUCCUUCAGCAAUAAACAGCAUCGACUCUGUUUAGGAAUCAUGUUCCCUGAACAAGACAUCCAGGCCAAGAACUGCUAAAACUAUCGAGGGAUCUUCAAAUCUUCUCUAAGUUAAGGAAGGGUAUGUUUUCUGUGUAUAUGAAACUUCAAGAUGUGCCAACCUUCUCGGAAUCUUUGAAUCGAGAAAUGUUUGUUUUCAUUCGAGUUCGGAGUUCAGCGAUUAGUGUUUUCUGCAUCCAAUUAAGAAAGAAAUCGCGGAUAGGACAGUAUUAUUUGUUUAAUAAAGGAUGCUUUCAUAUGUGACAGAUGUUUUGUUUUCUAUUGUUUUUAAUUAUUGUUCAUGUUUUUAGCCUCUUGUGUUUUUACGCAUUUGUGUUACUGAAAUUUUGAUUUUAUUAAAAGACAAAAUUUUAACAAGGCGACCAAAGCCUAUGUUAUUUCCCUGGUUUAUAAAUUUUAGAUUAAAAAAAUGUUUCUUGAAUUUUUAGAAUGUACAUCCCUUUUGGAAUUUUGCUUGCAUUUUGUUUUCGACUGGUAAGCAUUUUCUAUACAGGGAUUUUUAUUGUUGUGUAGUUAUUUCAUUGCUGAGGUAGCACUGGUGCAGUUUCAUUUUUAGAGCACCAAGUCCAUUUGAAAUAUGUUCAGAUAGAUUGGUUGAAAAAAGUUUACAAUCUGAAUGCUUGUGUUUUUGUUGAGAGUAAAGAUGGCAAGAAAUAAGACUAGGUUAUAUUAAACUGUUGUUCAAAGUUGUUUGUCUAGUGAGAUAUUUGUGUAGCAUUUCCUAUGUUAUUUUAGACAGAAUAUGUGUUCUUGUUGCAUGAGAUUUUUUACAAUCUUGUACAUUUUUUUUGUUGGCUGCUCAAGAUCAAACAUAUGAAGUAUUAUCCUCUUCGAUUUUUAUUUUUUUUUGGUCAAAACCUUGCCUUUGAUUGUAUUUAUCUUCACUUUGUGUCUCAGGUCAGUUUAUUUUUGGUUUUAAGAGAUUGUCAGUUUAUUUUUGCAAGACUUUUACAGGUAAGAUGUGCAAUAUAUUUAUUUUUCUAACUCACGUCACAUGACUGAUCUCUUUUGUUUGAUUACUAGCAUCACUCUGUCCCAACUCUAAUAUUCAUUAUUUAUUCAUUUACUGUCAACAUAGAAAAAAACUAGUCUUAUUUGUACAUAUUGAAAAUAACAUCAACAUUUUGUAAAUAAAUCAAUGAACUUCUUCA
Ostrea edulis (European flat oyster) is the source of this 3383-nucleotide messenger RNA. RefSeq names its product clumping factor A-like. The record is from RefSeq and is a predicted model, not a curated record. The coding region runs from base 28 to 2127 and encodes 699 amino acids. The transcript has 6 exons. NCBI's taxonomy places the organism in Eukaryota, Metazoa, Mollusca, Bivalvia, Ostreida, Ostreidae.